This is a messenger RNA of Passer montanus (Eurasian tree sparrow), 2230 nucleotides long. RefSeq names its product lymphatic vessel endothelial hyaluronan receptor 1 (gene LYVE1). The transcript is spliced from 6 exons. Lineage: Eukaryota; Metazoa; Chordata; Aves; Passeriformes; Passeridae. Gene Ontology annotation, cellular component: plasma membrane. Gene Ontology annotation, biological process: cell adhesion. Gene Ontology annotation, molecular function: transmembrane signaling receptor activity; hyaluronic acid binding. Bases 56 to 1009 code for a protein of 317 amino acids. The record is from RefSeq and is a predicted model, not a curated record.
AGGAGACAAACUACCUUGAAUUUCCUACUUUUCUGAGUUUUCCAAGCUGGUGGCAAUGGCAAAUUAUCUUGGAGUUACCUCAGCAGUGUCUUUCAUCUGGGUUAUGACAUUCCUGGCUCAAAAUUACUUUGUAACAGGUUCCAUUAAUUCACCUUGCAGGAUCAAGGGUAUAGGAAUUUAUCUUGAUCAGAAAGCGAAUUUCUCAGAAGCAAGUAAUGGAUGUAAUCAAUUCAACCUAGAGCUGGCAAGUAAAAUACAAGUUGAAGAGGCUUUGAAACAUGGCUUUGAAACAUGCAACUAUGGAUGGGUGAAAGAUGGAUUUGCUGUUAUUCCUCGGAUAACAUCCAACCAGAAAUGUGGUCAGGGAAAAACUGGAAUAGCACAAUGGAAUGCUGGCAAGGAUAAAAAAUUUCAUAUCUACUGCUUCAAUUCCUCAGAUGUCCAGAUUAAUUCCUGUCAACCAGACCCAACUACAACCACACUUGCUUUAUCAACUGCAUCAAGGGACUUAACUUCAUAUUCAGUCUCUGAUUUGACUGAGAACAUGACAGCAGUGUCUGCUGUGACUGUGACUGAGUCAGAACAGUUCCUGAGAAAGAGAUUUCGUGUGGUGUGCGUGACUGAAACGCUCUCACCAACAGAGGGGCCCACCACCACACCAGUGCCAGAGGAGCACGCGCCCACUGACUCUCCCAAGCACACUCCCCACCUGGCCUUUAAGAAUGAUGCUGUUGUUUUUGGAGGUAUCCCCACUGCACUUCUUGUACUGGCAAUCGUCUUCUUCAUUAUUUCUGUUGUUCUAGCAGUCUGUUAUAUCAAAAAGUACAAGAAAACCUUACCAUUUUUAAACAAGAAUCAGCAAAAAGAAACAGUUGUAACUACUGCUCUCAAAGAGACAAAAUCAAAUGACCAAACACCUGAGAAGGAAACACAGAAUAAUGGAAAUAAGGUAGAAGAGUGUAAAACUAAGCCUGAGGCCACAGUAAAAUGUCUAGAAGCAGAAGUUUAAAGGAAAGAAUGUACAGUUCUUGAUGGAAGUAUAAAAUAAAGCACACAGAGCUUAGCAGUGGUUUUAAACAUAAGUGAUUGUAAAUACUUAUAUUUUCUCCACCUUUAACAUAUGAAACCUUGGGUUUUUAAUAAUUACUUCUUUGGCAACAAAUAUUCUUGCAGAAGAACAUGGUAUCCUAUUUACUUGAAAUAAAUUCUUCAAAUCCAUAUUACAGCUCAUUUUUCAUCUUUAAUAAAGAAGCAAUUAGGAAUAUGCUAUUAACAACAUGCACUACAUUAACUAUUUGCAUGGAAUUUAGAUCACUAUAUAAUGAAAAGAUUUUUAUAUCUGGCUGGAGGAUGUCUGCUAGCCUAAUGCCUAAAAUAAAAACUGGCACUGUAGUUUUUCCUCAUGUAGAUUAGCUUAUUUCCAUUCAGUAGUUGCAUGCUGCUUUAAAAAAAUGUCUGUUUACAAGCAGAAGAAACAGUUCUGUUUACAAGGCAGUAAAAACUCAAAGGAUUAACCCACUGUCAUUCCAUUGCCCAAAGAAGGGUACAAAGAUGCUGAUGUGUGUGUGUGUAUGUAUACACAGCAAUGAAUAACUUACUUAGAUACCUUCAUUGUAUCAUAAUUUACUGUUUUAUUUAUUGAAACCAUUAGCAUUCUUCCACAUGAGAUAUUUGACAGAGGGGGACAAAAAAAUCCUUGAACAAGACUUAUGCUGGAGAUCUUUUGUGUGUAUUUAAGUGUGGCUUUCAUAAUAAAGGUCUCAGGUGAUAUGGGAUGUCUACGGUGCUCCCUAAAAAAUAAACUAUGGUGGAUAUGUUUGUCUGGACAAUUUAUUCUCAUGAAAACUGUCUCAUGGUAAAAGGAAUUCAUAUAACCAUAACGUUACAGAAGUAAUUAGUUGUUACAACAACACUAGGAGUUUAUCAAAUAUUUUCCUGAAUAAAGAAUUUAGACAAUUCAUCUUUAUGUUUGAAGGAGGUUGUUAUGCCAAAGGAAGUAUUUUUCCUCCAUCAGACAGCUUAAAAAAACAUAGUCUUAGAUAAUAAUAAUUUUUAAAAUAGCAAAAUAGCAAUACAACAGGUCACCUAUAUUGUGUUUUCAACAGUGUGAGAUACUGGGUGAUGAACUUGGAUAUUUUUCAUUCACAUAAAUUUUAAAACGUCCAGUGUUUAUACAUUCGACUAGUAAUGAAUUAUAGUGUAUUUCUAGCAUUAUUCUUAAGAGAUUUCC